Messenger RNA from Rhea pennata, 2842 nucleotides. It is a transcript of the gene LIN9, whose product is annotated as lin-9 DREAM MuvB core complex component. The coding region runs from base 1 to 1680 and encodes 559 amino acids. The record is from RefSeq and is a predicted model, not a curated record. Gene Ontology annotation, cellular component: transcription repressor complex; nucleoplasm. Lineage: Eukaryota; Metazoa; Chordata; Aves; Rheiformes; Rheidae. Gene Ontology annotation, biological process: DNA-templated transcription; regulation of transcription by RNA polymerase II; regulation of cell cycle. Gene Ontology annotation, molecular function: DNA binding. The transcript is spliced from 15 exons.
AUGCACCGCGCCAGGCAGCCUUUGAAAAAGCGGCGCGGCUCGUUCAAGAUGGCGGAGCUGGAUCAGCUGCCUGACGAGAGUUCUUCAGCAAAAGCACUUGUGAGCUUGAAAGAGGGAAGUUUAUCCAGUACAUGGAAUGAAAAGUACAAUUCUCUGCAGAAAACACCUAUUUGGAAAAGCAAGAAUGUUGGUUCUGCUGUGGAAAUGCCCUUCAGAAAUUCAAAACGGAGUCGACUCUUCUGUGAAGAAGAUGACAGACAAAUAAACACAAGGUCACCCAAAAGAAAUCAGAAGGUUGCGAUGGUUCCACAGAAGCUUACUGCAACAAUGCCAACACCAGACAAGAAAGCAUCACAGAAGAUUGGUUUACGGCUUCGUAACCUGCUCAAACUUCCCAAAGCUCACAAGUGGUGCAUAUAUGAAUGGUUCUAUUCAAAUAUAGAUAAACCACUAUUUGAAGGAGAUAAUGAUUUCUGUGUAUGCCUGAAAGAAUCCUUCCCAAAUCUGAAAACUAGAAAAUUGACAAGAGUAGAGUGGGGAAAAAUCAGACGACUAAUGGGAAAGCCACGAAGAUGUUCCUCUGCAUUCUUUGAGGAAGAGAGGUCAGCAUUAAAACAGAAACGGCAGAAAAUAAGACUUCUGCAGCAGCGGAAGGUUGCAGAUAUUUCACAGUUCAAAGAUCUUCCAGAAGAAAUUCCAUUACCACUCGUGAUAGGAACAAAAGUUACAGCACGAUUGCGGGGUGUCCAUGAUGGACUAUUCACUGGACAGAUAGAUGCUGUAGACACUCUUAAUGCUACAUACAGAGUGACUUUUGACAGAGCAGGUCUUGGAACACAUACAGUCCCAGAUUAUGAAGUUCUUAGCAACGAGCCCCAUGAAACCAUGCCAAUUGCUGCCUUUGGACAGAAACAACGGCCUUCUAGAUUCUUUAUGACCCCUCCUCGAUUGCAUUAUACACCAUCACUCCAAUCUCCAAUGACAGACAGUGAUCCUUUAUUAGGACAAUCUUCGUGGAAAAACAAAAUUUCAGGCACAGAUAGUGAAACACUAGGUGGCUUUCCAGUAGAAUUCCUCAUUCAAGUGACCAGGUUAUCGAAAAUCCUCAUGAUCAAGAAAGAACACAUCAAACAAUUGAGAGAGAUGAAUACAGAAGCAGAAAAGCUGAAAUCCUAUUCUAUGCCAAUCAGCAUUGAGUUUCAGAGGAGAUAUGCAACUAUUGUUCUAGAUCUGGAACAACUAAACAAAGACUUAAACAAAGUUUUGCAUAAGGUUCAACAGUAUUGUUACGAGCUUGCUCCAGACCAAGGCCUCCAGCCUGCAGACCAGCCAACAGAUCUGAGACGUAGGUGUGAAGAGGAAGCUCAGGAGAUUGUCAGGCAAGCAAAUUCCUCGACAACAGGACACCUGUGUGUUGAAAAUGAAAAUUUAACUGAUCUUAUCUCUAGACUUACAGCAAUAUUACUACAGAUUAAGUGUCUAGCAGAAGGAGGUGAUCUGAAUUCCUUUGAAUUUAAAUCACUAACAGAUUCAUUAAAUGACAUUAAGAAUUCAAUAGAUUCCUCAAAUAUCAGCUGUUUUCAGAAUAAUGUUGAGAUCCAUGUUGCACAUAUUCAGAGUGGUCUGAGCCAGAUGGGAAAUCUACAUGCCUUUGCAGCUAACAACACCAACAGAGACUGAAAACUUUAUUUCAAGUAUACAGCAAGCAAUUCUGGAAAGUCCUCUUCCUUUAUGUAGGCUUUGCCAAAUAUCCUAACUGCCAGAAGAUAAGGGAAAAGAAGAUCUCUCGGAAAGGACCCUUUUAAAAUAUAUUAUAUCUUCUUCUUAAGAAAACCAGCAUUACUGGCCAGCAUUACAUUAGAUUUUUCCAUUUGUUAUUCACAUACAGUAGUUUUGCUAACUGAUAAUCUCUUAGUAACUGCAUUUAGUAUAAUAAACUUGAAAACAUGCUUUCAUAUAAUUUGAACUUAAUUUUUAAAAGUUCAGAUUAAUUCUGCCGACUUCUUGUAGUGGGCUCUCCUGGUAUGUUGGAAAUGACGAAGAGGAAAUAGCUCAGAUCGGGAGCCGUAUGGCAGGCCUUUGUUCUUUAAAGCUCCAGUUCUGUAGGUAUCCGAGAGUCGCCAUUUCAGCCUUCAGGUAGGGUGGUGACAACACAGGCUGAGCCAUCCUGACUCUUUAGUCAGCAGCGGCAGAAGCAGCAGCAGCAGGAUACGGACAGCGAACAGAUGUUGUAAACUCGAGGGUGCUGGGCAGGUCUAUCGAUCAGUCAAUACCUUGUUGGACCUUCUAAUUUAUCAUAACUUACAUAAGGAGUCUAAUGAAGGAAUAUAAAAAUGUAACUGGUAACUUUCCAGGAACAGAUUGGUCAUGGCUUUUUCCCUUCACACAGGGCAAAAAUGCUUUAGUUGGCAUUUUAUAUAAAUGACUGGUUAAACAUAUUGUUUUUCCAAAUCUUUGUUUGUUUUGCACAACUUUUAAAUUAGAUAGCUGAUUAUCCAACAAUAGCCACAUAUAUAAAUAUGAAGAUUUUUAUAAUUAAAGAUAACUAGUGAGGUAGACUGCAAAAAUGAAAAGUGGAAACCCCGCCUAGGAGUACGUUUUGGAAUGUUAAUCUUGUAAAAAGUGUGUAUUGGUUUGUUUAAAUAGUCUUGUAAAGCUUCUGUGUAAUGAAUUGUUUCCAGAAUUUUCAGAGAUAGCUGUAGAGAUGUUUUUGAUUCCUUUAGAUGCCUCAUUAAAUGAGGUCUUUUAUAUGUUAAUGUAUAAAGAAUAUGUAAACAGGAUUAUUUUCAAUUUUAAAAUUUUGUAUAGUUUAAAGAUGCUUCUGUAUUCUGUGUUGGUAUUG